Molecule: messenger RNA, 1194 nt
Organism: Trypanosoma brucei brucei TREU927
Lineage: Eukaryota; Euglenozoa; Kinetoplastea; Trypanosomatida; Trypanosomatidae
Exons: 1
Coding region: 1-1194 (397 amino acids)
Biological process (GO): DNA catabolic process
Cellular component (GO): cytoplasm
Molecular function (GO): nucleic acid binding; 3'-5'-DNA exonuclease activity
Source: RefSeq, a predicted model, not a curated record
AUGAGACGCGCUUGUGUACAUUUUGCCCGAGCCAUCAAGGCAACACAAAACCUUACUCAUUUGGAGGUCUUCACACAGCUUCAACUAGGUAUCCACCCGCCGUUGAGUACUCAGCGUCAAUUCCUUCAACAACACUUUGAUGUGGAGAUGGAGCGUCGAGGUAUAACAGAGACAAAACUCUUAGCUAUGGAUGGGCACCUCUGUACUCAGCUACUCCGUCAGUUGUUGUUUGAGCGGUAUCUAUCAGUUCCGUUUCGUCUUUUCACCUUUGAUUUGGAGUUUACGGGGCCGCCUGUGUUUGGACCUGAUGGCCCUACCGAGGAUAUCAUGGAGUUUGGGUUUUAUUCUCCGGCUCAUGACAAAGUGUUUUCGUGUCUCGUUCGGCCGAGCAAUGGUCGCUGUGUUUCUCCCGAGGUAACAACUCUAACGCACAUAACUCAGAAGAUGCUAGAGGAAGACGGUCUUCCCUUUCGAGAUGCUUGGGCAAAGGUGCUUGAUUUUCUUAAUACACCGGAACCCCAGGAGCUCCCCGGUGCUGAGAAGCGGCUGCUUGUGCUCAGUCACGGAGGAAAAUUGGCUGACGUUUCCUUGAUCAAGUGGACUCUGGAAGCGUCGGGUAUGGAGCUCCCUUCAAACAUUAUUUUUGGUGACACGUUUCAUUUGAUUCGCGACGCCCAUCGUCGUCGGCCGGUGACAUUGGAUAAGCACCCACCCACUUGGGGCCUCAGUGACCUUGUGCAGUGGUUGCGGAUACCCCCAACGCUUCCUGCCCACCGCGCAGGUAACGAUGCGAAGAUGACAUGGGACGCCUUGUAUCACACGCUGGAGCGCUAUGGUGACGAGGAUUUGACACCGCGUGAACAACUUGUCUCACGGUUCUUUGAUGUGGAAGCCAAACAAGUGAUGAGUCAAGCCGGAAUACGCAGUCAUGCGCAGCCUGAUGGGACGUUGGAAAAUGAUACCAGUUACAUGGAAGCUUCUGUUAGCGACUCCCUCGACCUUGACUUUGAUGAGAUAUUUACCCCUGACGGAAAGCAGCGACCUGAAGUGUCAGAAGACCGUACGGACGAUGUUCCUGACGGUUCGAAAGGGGAGAGUCACAGUGGUGCAUCCCGCGGAAAGGUGCGAAGUGGAAAACGUAACGGUAGGAGCAGUUCCAGCGGCGGGGAUCGUGGAGAGGAGUUCAUCAUUUAG